This is a messenger RNA of Aedes albopictus (Asian tiger mosquito), 1084 nucleotides long. RefSeq names its product probable nuclear transport factor 2 (gene Ntf-2). Gene Ontology annotation, cellular component: nuclear pore central transport channel. The record is from RefSeq and is a predicted model, not a curated record. Gene Ontology annotation, molecular function: nuclear import signal receptor activity. The transcript has 5 exons. NCBI's taxonomy places the organism in Eukaryota, Metazoa, Arthropoda, Insecta, Diptera, Culicidae. Gene Ontology annotation, biological process: protein import into nucleus. The coding region runs from base 244 to 744 and encodes 166 amino acids.
CACAUAAAAUUUUGCGGUAUCUCGCGUUUUCGGGCGUUGCGUCUCGGGAGAAAUAGAUUUUCCUCGAGAUUUCACGGUGAUUGUUCCGCUCGUCGUUGUUGUUGGCUGGUUGGCGAACGUGUGAACCGGUGUUUCCGGAAGGUGAUUAGCUUGCUGGAAGAAGAAAGCUUGAAUCCGCUUGGCAUACGAGCCUCAGUGUGACCCCACAUCGCUUGCAGUCGGGGAGAAAAAUCCAGAUCCAGAAUGGCUCUCAAUCCACAGUACGAGGAAAUCGGCAAAGGAUUCGUCACCCAGUACUAUGCCAUGUUUGACGACCCGCAGCAGCGACCGAAUUUGGUCAAUUUGUACAAUGCCGAGUUAUCCUUCAUGUCCUUCGAAGGCCAGCAAAUCCAAGGAGCAGCCAAAAUCUUAGAAAAACUACAGGGUCUUACCUUCCAGAAAAUCUCCCGAGCCCUAACGGCGGUCGACUCCCAGCCCAUGUUUGACGGAGGUGUCCUAAUCAACGUUCUAGGCCGAUUGCAAACUGACGAUGAUCAGCCGCACGCCUACACGCAAACAUUCGUCCUGAAACCCAUCGGAACCAGCUUCUUUGUCCAGCACGACGUUUUCAGAUUAGCGUUGCACGACAUGUGUGACGACGAUCCACCGCAUGCCUACUCGCAGGUCUUCGUCCUGAAACCCCUGGGGACGUCGUUCUUCUGUGCGCACGACAUCUUCCGGCUGUGUAUCCACAACUCGGCAUAGACGGCGCCCUAGCCCAGAGCUUGCAGCACAUCGAAAUACGCGAGCGGUUAAUUUCGCACCGAGAAUAUACACCCCCACACAUACACAUGCACAUGCACACAAACACCACACCUACUACAAGUACAGCUAAUCAAACUGACGGGCUACCUUUUAUUAAAAAAAAUAUUAUGCUAUUUGCUGGUAUUUUCUUCGUGAAGAAAUGGGAAAAGUGAUAUCGUAUCGCUAUAAGAGAGUUUUCCUAUCCGCAUUACUGCUAACAACCCGUAAUAAUGAACAUGAUAAUGCUUAAUAUGUUUGUUUGAAAUUAAAUAAAAAUUUCGUUAAGAAAAACAAAAAUCAA